AAAGUUUGAGCUCGCACUUUUGUAUAGCAACAAAGCCGUUAAAAAAGACCUCAAGCUCCAUACCCAAAAGCCAUAAUGAUGUUGGAUACAUCUCCCCCUGUGCUCUAUAGCUCGGCACCAGAGGCCUUCGCUGCUUCGAGUGCCGAAAACAAACCCGUGUUAAUUCACACCACAAAAUCCAAAACUGGCUCUCCUCACCCCAUGUUUACCGCUAACAUGACCCUCAUUAAACAACACUUUAUUGCCCUACAAGUGAUGAAUCAUACGCACGAUAUGGAUUUUCUACAACACAUCGUUGGUGAGGUGAUUGUUCCCCAUGUCUACAUCGUCAAGAACAACCGGGUGUUACUAACGAUGCCUCACACCAGCACUUCUGAGUUUGAGUACAAGUUGACAUCCUUUAUCCAACAGAACCACCCUGUUUCAGAGCUUGCUGGAAAAGCUAACAGUGCUGCAGGUAAUGACAAGUGCCUUUUGUCGGUGCGUUUGUUCGAUGGAACGUCGCUAAAGCACGAGUUUACUGGUAGCUCCACUUUGGCCGACGUGAGGAACUGGCUUAAUACUGAAUCUGAGGUAGAAAUCAUCCACUCUGAGCCCAUGCCGUCGUUUGCUCAUCCGGAUGCUCAGACACCUACUGCGUAUUCAUUCCAGAAUCCUUCGAUUCCUAGAAUCACAUACACCAAGGAAGACGAGUCGAGAGCCCUCGCUGAGCUUGAUCUCUGCCCUCGGUCUGUGUUGAUGUUGAAGCCCGUUUUUAAUGAGGCUGCAGUCACUAGCUUGUAUGAACAAAACAGUCGGUUAUGGCUGGCGUGCAAAGCGACUGCUGCCAAAUUUAGUACCGUGCUUCACUCCUUCUUCAACUAUGCAGUGGAUGUGGAACUGGACGACGACCAUGGUGGUUCCUAUAAAUUGGACGAUGCGCACUACAAUCCCUCUUCUCUGGUGUUGGCACUAGACACCACGGCCAAGUCGUUGAUCCACUUUGAAGCUCAUGAAGCUGACGACAAAAAGCAAACGCUUCCAGAACAACCACAUAAUUUGAAUGAGCCCAAGGACAGGAUAAAUUCCACGAAUGGAGACGAUCACAGUGCGUUGAAACACUCGCUGUCGAAGCAAGCGGUUUCGUCGGUGACCAAGAUUGAAAUCAUUCGGGGUGAUAAGCUGCUGUCUUCGGAGAAAAAGGUUUCGCUGGAAGACCAAUAAUGAGUUAUAUAGGUAAUAGGAUCAUGAAUAGGAAUACGUAUAUGGUGUAAGGUC
Molecule: messenger RNA, 1257 nt
Organism: Yamadazyma tenuis ATCC 10573
Lineage: Eukaryota; Fungi; Ascomycota; Pichiomycetes; Serinales; Debaryomycetaceae
Cellular component (GO): endoplasmic reticulum
Molecular function (GO): protein binding
Source: RefSeq, a predicted model, not a curated record